ACUCCGUAAUUUUUUAUUUCUUUCCCUUUGACUCCGUCGACUCUGCCGCAGCUCCAUCGCCCUCCGAUUGUCGAUUCUUCGUUCACUGCUCCACCGUCGUCCACUCGUCCGGCAACACUUGCAGCUGCUCAGCUAUUGAAUUUGAUACUGAAGAGAAUUGCUGGUUGAACAAAGGACAUUACCUUGCAUAGAAAUGAGUAACUCAGCUGCGGGGCAAUCGUCAAAAGCAAAAGUUGGAGCAUCCCAGCCAUCAGAAGGUUCAUUUAAACGUAAACGUGGAAUGUUUCAGAAGGAUUUGCAGCAUAUGAUGUAUGGAUUUGGAGAUGAUCACAAUCCACUUCCAGAGACUGUGGCACUUGUGGAGGACAUUGUUGUGGAAUAUGUCACAGAUAUGGUGCACAAAGCUCAAGAUUUUGCAACGAAAAGAGGGAGGCGCAUGACAGAGGAUUUUCUGUUUUUGAUUCGGAAGGACUUUCCGAAACUUAACCGGUGCACAGAGUUGUUGUCCAUGAAUGAGGAACUGAAACAAGCCAGGAAGGCCUUCGAGGUUGAUGAAGAGAAGCUGGCAACACUUGAAUAGUCUAUGAAGCUCUGUUCAUUUUGCUUUCUGGCUCUAAAGCAGGAUGUAACUAAUGUUUGUACUAAUGGUAGCUAUCGUUCUCAAUCCAGUUUGAAUUGUAUGAGUUCCCUUAUUUGUCACAUGAGAAUUGAGACAUGCUACUGCUGAAUAUAUACUGUUGUGCCAAUAUUUAUUGCCCCAA
Molecule: messenger RNA, 761 nt
Organism: Ipomoea triloba (trilobed morning glory)
Lineage: Eukaryota; Viridiplantae; Streptophyta; Magnoliopsida; Solanales; Convolvulaceae
Product: transcription initiation factor TFIID subunit 13-like
Exons: 6
Coding region: 194-580 (128 amino acids)
Biological process (GO): transcription by RNA polymerase II
Molecular function (GO): protein heterodimerization activity
Source: RefSeq, a predicted model, not a curated record